AUGAAUAGUUUAAAUGUAACAAGUACAGUUGAAUCGUCAACAGUUUAUUUUCAUCGUUCAUUAAAACGUUUCGGUAUUGGUUAUAUGGCAAUUUUAAUUAUACUUGGAUUUAUUGGAAAUUCUAUAUCAUCCUAUGUUUUUAUUCGAAGUAAACUUAAACGUUUAAGUUGUAGUUCAUAUUUAAUAGCUUUAUCUUUAUCUGAUAAUGGUUAUCUUAUAUGUUUAAGUAUGAUCUGGUUAGAAAAUCUUCAUUUAUAUAUAUUUCAUAAUAAUGGGAUUUGUCAAAUCGCUGUUUAUCUGACAACAGUUUUCAGUUCGUUAUCUGUAUGGUUUACUGUUGCAUUUACAACUGAACGUUUUGUUGUUGUUGCAUAUCCAUUAAAACGUCCUCAAUACAAUUCAACAAGUCGUGCUCGUUAUGUUAUUCUUCUUCUAACAUUUCUAGCUAUUCUUCUCUAUUCAUCAUCAUUAUGGACAUCAGGUAUUGAAAUGGCUGAAUCUGAACGAACAACAUCUCUGUAUGAAACACGUUGUGUUACAUUACGUCAUUGGCUUAAAUUUACACGUCAAAUGAAUAUUAUAGAUUUUUUUCUAACAUUUAUUAUCCCAUUUUUUACAAUUGUUACAUUCAAUACAUUAAUUAUAUUAAAAUCUGGUCAUUAUGAUCGUUUAUUAGAACGUAAUUAUAUUCAACCAUCAACUUAUAUUUUACAUAAUUUAUUAGAACAUCGUUUACGUCGUUCAAAAUAUCAUCGACGUAUAACAAAAAUGUUAUUAAUUAUUUCAACAACAUUUUUAUUAUUAAAUACUCCAAUGCAUUUAUUAAAAAUUUAUUAUUUUUUCUUUUCAAAUGAUGAUACAUAUGAUGAGAAAAAUUCGACUGAAUCUAUUAUUGAAAUGUUAACAUUUUAUUUAUUUUAUACAAAUUUUUCAAUAAAUUUUUUUCUUUAUUCAUUAUGUGGAAAAAAUUUUCGUUCAUCAUUAAUGGAUUUAAUAAAACAUAUUGGAAAAAAUACUCAAACAACAAGUUUCUUUUCGAAUGUUGCAGAUAAUCCAUUAGGUCAAUAUUAUCAACGUACACAUCAUUUUCAUCAUCAUCAACGUUUUUCCAAACGUGAACUUAGUAGUACAUUAAGUAAUGGCAAUGCAUUUAUGUCAACCUCAAAUAUAGCAGCAACAAUGGCUACUGGUAUUAGUUCACAAACAUUACAUCCAUCAUCAUCAGCAUCAUCAUUUCAAAGAAGUUCAUUAAAAAUUGAACUACAUACACCAACAGUUGUCAAAUUUUAUCCAGCAUUUACAACAAUGAAAUAA
Molecule: messenger RNA, 1314 nt
Organism: Adineta steineri
Lineage: Eukaryota; Metazoa; Rotifera; Eurotatoria; Adinetida; Adinetidae
Source: the annotation of a GenBank genome assembly